UUCCUGUUGUGUACUUCCGGAAUUCACCAAGUCUGCUGCUCACGAAGCUUCCCGAACGCAACGAGCCUGGCCUAACGAACGCACAGACGCUGCUGGCGGAGAUUCAGCAGCUCCACGCAUCAGGGAAGGGCCAGGACCAGGUGCAAACGCGCGCGACUGCGCUCAUCGCGCCUUCAGGAGGCGGGAAGUCCCGCACGGCGCUUGAGGCAUCCUGCCAUGAGUACAGCUUUUACCUGAGUUUCUCCACAGAGAAGGAGCCUGGCACAAACAUUCUUCGGGAGGCAAUCGCUCGACUCCGUGAGAAGUAUGGGCUGCGAUAUGAGGCCAUUGAGGGUGACAUUCCUCGCCUGAAAGAAUUUCGUGACCAGCGGCUCCACGACAUGGAGAAGUUCGUCGCACGCAUUCUGCUCGCUUCUGCGUUGGGCCUGCGCGAGUACCUGAGGCAGCACCAAGACCAAGCCAGCCCCAAGGGCUUCCUCCUGUUCCAGCUCAUCGGCAUCAGCAUCAGUGCACAGGAGGACUGGCUGCUGAAGACUUGGGGUUGCCUGCUGAGCCUGUCACGAGAGGCGUUGGAGCUCAAGCUGCAAGCGGUGAUGGAGGAGCUGCGAAGGCUGACUAAUCAGGACUUCUUCAACACCUUCCUGGAUGAGGCGCAAGCUGGAAUGCGGGAGAUGGACGGGUACUUUCCGAGCCGCGACAAGUCGGAGGGGCGCCCGCUGCUAAACGGCUUGGUUCGGAGCCUGCACCAUAGCGUCUUCGCGCACUUUCACUUUAACCUGACGGGCACAGGGCUUAGCCUCCGGCUAUCGCAGCAGCUCGACUCUGCCGUCAGCGAGGAGGGCGCAGCUCAGCUGGCGUCGUUCACCGACUUCCCCCCCUUCACCAUGGACGGUGCGCUCCAGUACGCCCAAGACCGUGACAAAACGGAGGGGCGCCCGCUGCUGAACGGUUUGGUUCGGAGCCUGCACCAUAGCGUCUUCGCGCACUUUCACUUUAACCUGACGGGCACAGGGCUCAGCCUCCGGCUAUCGCAGCAGCUCGACUCUGCCGUCAGCGAGGAAGGCGCAGCUCAGCUGGCGUCCUUCACCGACUUUCCCCCCUUCACCAUGGACGGUGCGCUCCAGUACGCGCAGGAGUUCCUCGAGAGCCCCCCAGAAGGCGCCCGGGUGCACAUCCUCGUGGGGCGUCCGCGAUUUGCCGCUCAGCUCGUGCAGAAGGUGCUCUUAGGGAAGUCCUGGGAGGAAGCGCUGCAGGCCUUGGUGGAGCUCCACUCUGGACAGAAUGCUCCGACGUCGCUGCUGAGGGGCCUACACGAGAUGCAGACGAAGCUGUCGUGCGACCUGUUCGAUCAGCUGGUGGCAGAGCUGCGGUGCUUGGUGUUGGGCUACUAUAUCGUUGGCAAGGGGAAGAUGGGACUGGAAGUGCUGCACAAGCGGGGCGCGGAUGCCCCUGCCGAACCGGGGGGCGACGCCACGAAGCCCCGCAAGCGGUUUAAAGUCACGCCGCGAAGGAGAGUCCCUGGACCUGUUCAGCUGCACAGUAAUGGCGACAGGGGGGCAGAACACAAGGGAGUUAGCGCACGAGCGGAACCCGUGACCAAAAAGUUGAGGAAGGCAAACGAUCCCCUCAAGAUAUGGUCGAGUAGGGAGCGGGCCGUCAAGGCUCCCUGCCGAGAAAGGGGGUGGGGUGGGGACAGUCUAAACGGGGGGGAAGAUGCGGGACAGAGUGAGCCCCCCGUUGAAGAAGAGGACGGCGCUGUGCACCUAGCGGAGGAAGCGGACGGUGGGAUAGGGGGCUUAUCGGAAGAGGGGUCUGGGGUCUUCCUGACUGCCGGGUUGGUUGAUGAGCAACUGCCUGAUGACGUUGUUCCUAACAUGACUGAGAAUGAGGGUGUGGCAACUCUCGAGAAGGUGCAAUCGGCAAAGGCCUUGGCCAACGACGAGCGGCCUGACAAGGCAUACACUACCGAGCGCGCCAGAAAGAACGGCCUGGCCAACGCGUCUAGCGGGCGUGUCUUCGUCACUUCGCCCAAAGACCAUUUCGGGCCAAUCACAGCAGCCCACGACCCAGUGAAUCGAACCGGGGUACGUGUGGGAUCCGAGUGGGGAAGCAGACUGGAGUGCCGGCAGUGGGGGGUGCAUAUGCCCCCGGUCGCAGGCAUUUCGGGGCAGUCCGGGAGGGGGGCGCAAAGCGUGGUCGUUUCGGGGGGGUACGAGGACGACGAGGAUCAUGGGUGGUACUUCAUUUACACGGGCAGCGGCGGGCGGGACCUGAGCGGCAACAAGCGCACGAGCAAGGAGCAGUCCAAGGAGCAAGUGUUUGAAAAGUUCAACCUCGCGCUCAAAGUCAGCUGCAGAGAAGGCUACCCAGUGCGCGUUGUCAGGUCGCAUAAGGAGCGCAAGUCGGCGUUCGCCCCCCAACGCAAGGUGGUUCGCUAUGACGGGAUCUACCGGGUGGAGAAGUGCUGGCGCAAGCCGGGCAAGCAGAACGCGGUCAUGUGCCGCUUCCUCUUCGUCCGGUGCGACAACGAGCCCCCGCCCUGGGACAGCGACGGCGCCGCCGAUUCGCCCCACCGGAACGUCCCACAGAUACGGGAACUGGAGGGAGCGCGGGACGUCUUUGAGAGGGUGGAGCCGCCCGCCUGGGACUGGAAGGAAGACGAGGGCUGCUGGGGUUGGACCCGGGACCCACCCCCCAGUCAGCAAAAAGCGCCCAAGAGUGCUCGGGGGAAUCCGCCGAGGGCCUUGCAAAGUGACAUCGUGAAGUACGAUGCUCCCUUGGCGUCAGAGAGCGGCGUCCAAUCACAGGUCGACUCCGGUGAUGACGUCAGCAACACUCUGGCAGGGAAAGUUGGUCAGGCUGGCGCCAGUCCAACCAGGGAGACGGCGGCUCCGGCCCUCGACACCAGCGCAUUUGCGAGGGAUCCCUCAAAUGACAUCAGCGGUUGUCCUGGACACGGGCCUGGUGACGUCAGCGGGGGGGCUGAUGACGUGAGUGUUAACACUGAUGAGGUCGGUACUGCCCGGGGGCAGGUGAAAAGACCAUUGGAUGACGUCACGGAAAGCUUGGGGCCCAAGGCCCCAAGGGAGGGUGUGCAGGCGGCAGAAACGGAGAGGGCCGCGAGCUUGCCGCUUGAAAAGCAGGACGGCAUCAAGGGGCGGAGCGGUGUCAAGAAUCCAGACGGAACGAUGCAGAGCGCGGGCUUGAUACAAGCGGUCGAAACGGAGGACGAUCCGUCCGAAGACGAAAGGGGAUCUGAGGGAGAGACGCCGCUCGGGUUGUCAACCCCGGGAAAUGAGGCGGACGUAGGAUACACCAUUCUUCGUUCGUGGCCACGAAGACCCCAGUUUCCUUAUUGGACUCGCCACAUUUUCGACGAGUCGGACGAGUCGGACGAGGGACCGAUUACAUAUUCAAGGAGAAGGAGGGAGGCUGGUGUCACGGAGCAAAGCAGGGGCGGACAGGCACAACACUUGACACCAAGCAGCGGCAGUGGGCUGCUUCCUGGAGAGCUAGGCGUCGGUUUACACCCGCGGGCUGCUUCUCCGCUGCGGAAACCGCCAGCGUCGGCUGACGAGUUGCUGCUCGACUCGAACCCGAACCAGGGCCUGGCGCAACCUCAAGCAAGUUUUCCGCAAGGGCUCGCGGAGUUCGGUGUCCGAGACGAAUGGAGAGCGCACAAGAAAAGCAGGCGGAGGGCGCUGCGCGCGGAGCUCGAGAGGUCGAAGGGAGCAAAAGCUUUGCACGUGGCCCAAUUGGAGGGCACCUUUUCUCCGGACGAUUCCGGAGCCUUCAAGGACCCCCCUGCCGUCGCGCCAGGCAGCGCCGUCGGGUUACCAGAAGCCUCUGCUGAUGUAGUCAGCCGGCCGGAGCCACCGCCCCAGGCUGACGUCACCACAAGCAGCAACUCUCCGGCUGCUGACGUCAGCACGGAAGCAGAUGGGGUCGCCGCAGGUGGGGCGGCAGCAGCGGAGAAUGCUCUCGGUGGGGUCACAGACUUGAUGGUCAACGUCCCAAACUCACCAGACAACGCCACGAAACCGUCAGAAGCUGAGUUUGGCGAAAAGGCGCUGCAGACAGGAACGCGCUGCGAGGAGAACCACACGAACGUCGGAAGAAGCGGUGUCACAAACUCGGCAGCCGGAGCGAUGCAGUCGUUCGUGACACCGGAACCGGUAGUCGAACUAGUUGACUCGCCGCUCUCUCUCCUGCCACAGAAGCUUCAAUCCCCGCAGUUGCCUUCGUCUCCGCAUUCCAAGCGGGCGAAGGCUGGUCACGUGGCGGCAGUGUUGGUAAGGGAACCCUCCGAUCUCCGGGCUUAUCCAGGAGCUGAACACUCCGACGAGCCCGUCCUAGUAGAAAGCGCGCGAACGUCAAAAGCCGAUCAGUCCAUGAAAGCUACAGGGAGUUUGGAAGGGGAGCUUCAAAAUGGCGCUCCGCCAGAGUUGCCCCCAACGCCCGACCAGUUUGAAAAGGCUAGGAAAUCGGGGCAACUCUUAGGGCAACCGGGCACCCGUACCGGUGCGGCUAGUUGCCCAGACUUUCAACCGGUCGCUUCAACGGCUGAACCGGGCACUGGCGUGGGUGAAAACAUAGCCCGGGUGAUUCUACCGGCCACAUUGGAUUGUGAAACGGGCGCUUCGGCGGGCCAACUAGGUACGGGAGAGGGUCAACUUGAAGCUGACCGGUCUCUUUGGGGCAGCCCAGACGGUUCGCCUGGAGAAGGUGACCUAGAGCGGGAGAGAAAGAAUCCAGAUAGGAUCGUGCGCGAGCUGAUGCGUGUGGCGCGAGAGAACGAGGCGCGGUGUCGCAAGAUGGAAAAUGAGUUGCAGGAGGCGAGGGAAACGGUUCGUGUGGCCGAAGAGAGGGCGGGGUCCACCGAAGAGAGGGCCCUGAAACAGGAAGAGACGGCCCGGCGUAGCGAACAAAGGACUCGGGAAAGCGAAAAGCAGGCCCGAGACAGCGAGGCGAGGACCCGGUCAGCGGAAGAGCGAGCCCGCUUAUCGGAGGAGUUGACCCGUUUAGUGGACGAACGGGCCCGGGGAGCGGAAAAGAGGGCGCAGGGGGCGGGAGAGAGGGCCCAGGCAGCGGAAAAUAGGGCUUGGAAUAAUGAGAUGACAGGACGGGCGUUGGAAAAGAGGGCCCGAGAGAGCGAGGAAAGGGCACAGGAGUUUGAGAAACGGCUUCGUGACAGUGAGGCAAAAGAGCGGGAGUUGGAAGAGCGGCUGCGGGUUAGUGAGGGGUUUGCGCGGGCGCUUGAAGCGAUGAAGCGCGAGACGGAAGAGCGAUGGGCGGCGGAAGUGGUGGAACUGAAAAGCACGAUGGAAAGGGACAGAGAAGACUUUUGCGAAGCGGCUGGUUGUCUGCUGUGGGGCAAGGACGGCUCUGACGGGAGCAUGACGUCAAGAGACGUGACCGCCCGGGGGGUCGUAGAAAGCGUCGGGGCUCUGAAAGGGCUGGUUGAGGAGCUGGAGGGGUGCUCGGGGAAAGGGACCGGGGGGCUGAUCGAGCGCGCGAGAGACCAGUUGCUGAUCCUGCGGACUGACUUGGGGCGGAAGCAAGAAGAGGUCGGGAUGCUGGAGAUGAUGCUGGAUCAGAGCGAACAGUUGCGUGAGGAGCUGCAACGAAACAGAGGGGAUGGGUUUGAUUCGGGCCGGGGGGUGGAAAGCGUGCAACCCUUGAGGGAAUGUGCUGUUCCCAGAAGAGCGGUGGCGGUUCAGACGGACGAACCCCCACUCGAACCAGCAGGGCGAGCACCACGGGAAAGCACGCGUGCUGACGUCAAGUCUGACCCUGUCGUCGUCAGCGGACUGCGAGCCGAGCUGGAUGAGCUUAAGCAGGAGUACGCGGCGCUAGUGGGUCUGAUUCAGCGGGAUCGAGGCUAG
Messenger RNA from Klebsormidium nitens, 5885 nucleotides. The record is from the annotation of a GenBank genome assembly. Lineage: Eukaryota; Viridiplantae; Streptophyta; Klebsormidiophyceae; Klebsormidiales; Klebsormidiaceae.